This is a messenger RNA of Solanum dulcamara, 1032 nucleotides long. Its product is annotated as bax inhibitor 1-like. Gene Ontology annotation, cellular component: membrane. The record is from RefSeq and is a predicted model, not a curated record. The coding region runs from base 110 to 841 and encodes 243 amino acids. NCBI's taxonomy places the organism in Eukaryota, Viridiplantae, Streptophyta, Magnoliopsida, Solanales, Solanaceae. The transcript is spliced from 5 exons.
UCGGAAAUGGAAUAACGGUUUGUAACAAACUUAGCAAAAACACUUGUCUGUAUAAACAGAGCUCAUUUUGGUUCUCUCUGCAAAAAAGAAAAAAGAAAAAACUAAGAAGAUGAAUUUCUCAGAGAUGAAAGAGCAGGUCAUUAAUGGUGUGAAAUGGUACUUCAAUAGGAAUUGGAACAGAGACGACGUGAUGAAUAUGGAUGAAAUUCCCGAUGAAGUUCACACAACCUUGAAGAUGGUGUAUCUUAGUCUCUUCUGUGCCAUGUUGAGCAUUACUUUUGGAACCUAUUUGCAAUGGACCUCGAUAGCUGGGGGGAAAUACACAGUCCUUUCUUAUAUAGCAAAUUUAAUCUUGCUUUACCAUACUCCACCAGAGAGACUGAACACGAGGAUCUUAAUCUCGAUGUGGGCUGCCUAUUCAUUGGGUUCCUCUGUUGGCAUUUUUACCAAUUAUCUCUUCAAAAUCGAGCAACACUAUGUUCACAGACUUUUGGCAGGUAUAACAAUUGGCAUUGGAAAUUUAUUGUAUAGAGCCAUCAAAACAACGGAUAGGAGAGAAAUCUACACCGGUUGCCUGAAAUAUUGCGGUGUUUUAGUGUUCUCCAUAAUUGCUUUCUUUCUUUUGGAAAGAGACACAACUCUCUGGAUGAUAAAGAUACACACUGUGCUGAUAUUGUUCAUGGGGUACCUUGUGAUAUAUAGCCAAGAAAUACUGUACUAUGCUAACUUUGGGGAGAUUAACUUCGUCAACUGCACAUUCACCGUCUUCUUCCAUUUACCUGGCAUAGUGAUCCAUGCUACAAGACUAUACCUUCAGGGUGAGCAACAUGAACACAAUUAAAGCUGGUGCACCUUACUGUAAAUGAGGAACAAAUAUUCCUUUGUGUCUUACAUUCUACUGAUUGAAUUUGGAAUUCCUUGGUUUAAAGCAAACUGCUUUAAAUAUUUCUUGGCAAACGAAAUACUGAUUGUUGAUUACCUUACCCUGUACAAAAUGUUGAAUAGAAUGAAUACACAUAAUUGUUCUUCCUU